AUGUUUGUUGGGGAACAGACCAAUCCCUCUUGGAUAUAUGCCAACGAGCACCAUUUGUCUGGCUCUCUGGAUUGUUCUAUGGUUGAGGAGAUGGUUAGUGUUGUUCCCGUACCUCGAACGGAACGAAAACGCAGUUCAGUGAUUAAGACGGUAAUUGCCUCUUUCAUGGCGUACGCUUCUGAAGUGUCUGUCAUGCCUGAUUCCACCGUUUUUGACCUCCAUAGUCAGCUGGCUGGUGCCUCUGCUAGAAGUGAUCGGCGUCGGUUUUCAGUGUUCGAACUAUUCCAUAUACGGUUUGGUGAUAGUGUGUUCCCAGGUAUUAUCCGUUGGCAUCAGGGCUUGCAGUCAUACGCUCCUGACACUUGUGAGCUGAAUGAUCUCUUCUGUGAUCUCGAGUUGGACUUCUCAUCAUUCGUGAAAAAGAAAGGGAUUCAAUUACCACGUAUAACCAAUACCAUGUUAAAGGCUAUCAACGACUUGCUUCAUUUCACUAGGUGUCUCUGUUGGUGCAAGAUUUCAAGAGAUGAUUAUAUAGAUUUCUUGGUAGACAGCCUUCAGAAAAGAUGGGACGACGGUAUCACAACCCCUGGAUACCUUAUAGCCGACAUGCUUAAUCACUACAUAGCUUCUGUGGACCUUCAGUCGCAAACUGCCUUGUUUGAUCUUCUGGAGGUAGAGUACGGUGUUCAGUUAUGUUGCAUAUUACUUCCUCCAAUGCAUGUCCACAGUCGCCGUGAAAGACAUCAAAAUAUGAUGGCAGAACAGCAUAACAUGGAGACUGAUAAUUUGGCAGCACACUUUCACAAUAUAAAAGAGAGUUGGCCUUUGCCUGUGCCCCAGGAUGUCAAGAACAGAUGUAUUUGA
Desarmillaria tabescens is the source of this 864-nucleotide messenger RNA. RefSeq lists its product as uncharacterized. The transcript has a single exon. NCBI's taxonomy places the organism in Eukaryota, Fungi, Basidiomycota, Agaricomycetes, Agaricales, Physalacriaceae. The record is from RefSeq and is a predicted model, not a curated record. The coding region runs from base 1 to 864 and encodes 287 amino acids.